UAAGCUUUAGGUAUUAUAAAUAGCAGCGCAACAGCGCCACGCGGAUGGACGCGUUCAAGUUCUUCUGUGAAAAUGAAACUGAAAGAAGAGCUCUAGUGUCUUCACAGCACACAUCGUCGAUUUAACAUUACUUUCGUUUAGCUAUGUCUUCAGAUGAGGAUUUCUCUAUGGUGUUGCCGGGCGCACAGCCGUCCGAGGAAACCUUGGAGGGCAUCAUGGUUUUAAUCAACGAUUACAAGAAAAAAUACGAGCAGCUGAUCCAGGAGCAGGAGGAUAUGGUCACCAGCAGAGUCGGUCAGCGGGAGAUGACUGAGAAGUUCAAACAGCGCACCGUCAAACUGACCCAGAGUCUGAAGGAGGACCAGCGCUUGCAUCAAGAGAAGAUUGGAAUUGAAAAGGCUAAGGUGAAGUUGAUGAAGGAUGAGGAGUGUAAACUGAUGAAGGACAUCCUGAAAGUGGAGGAAGCACUGAAGGAGGAAGAAUCCGAAAACAAGCAUCUGACACAGCAGACAGAAGUGUUCACUGCUGUACCAGAGAGGAAGGUCGUAUUCAAAGGCUCGACAGGAAAAGGAGUCGACUCGCAAACCUUCGACAUGAAGCCACAUAUAGUUUACCCGAUGGAGGACGGGACGGCACUCAUUACAUUUGCGGAUGAAGUCGUGGCCACUAAGAUCCUGGAAUUGGAGAAGCAUCAGGUGGAUCUGGGAGCAGAGUUCAGCAUCACUGUGGAGGCCCGGCCAGUUAGGCUGAUGCUGCCCAGCCUGGUGGAGAUAGACUCUGAGGUGAGUCCUCUGCACAUAUUAGUCUCCAACCUGCCCAAAAUGGACAUAGAGAUGCUGCUGAGCAGGCUGGAGAACCACUUCUCUAAGACUAAACACGGAGGCGGAGAGGUGGAUGAUUGUGAAUGGCUGCCUGACUCUGGGACUGUGGUCAUCGCCUUCGUGAAGAAUAACUUUGCCAGAGGUUUGACAAAUACAGAGUACCAUGACGUGAAGCUGCAACACAAUAAGCAGAAGAUGGACAGAGUGAGGGUGACUCCCUUUCUCAACGGAAAGAUUACAAACCUAAAGACCAAGAUGUUGACGUGUCCUCGAACAGUGCUGCUGACGGGUAUCCCUACCAUCAUGGAGCGGGAGAACCUGCAGGAUCUGCUGGAAAUCUACUUCCAGAAAAUGAGCAACGGCGGAGGAGAGAUUGAAGCAAUCCUCUACAACCCGCUGGGUCAGCACACCUCGGCCCUGUUUGAGGGCGUCUCCACAGACGAAGAGCAGGAGUGAGAUAUGGCUUCAUCACUGCUGCUCUUAAAGAGAUUCAGCUUCAGGGUGAGAUGUAACGAACAGGAUCCACUCUCCAUUUUUUUUCUUCGAACGAAUCUAUGACUCCGGUCAGAAUUGUUGAUAUCAAUUCUGAGAAUUAUAAAACCUCCUCUCUAUUCAUACAUGAACAAAAUAUUUAAUCUGUUUUGGGUUUUUUUCUGAUUAGACAUCAAUGACGAUGAUAAAUCGAGUGCACUUAGAAUAACCUCAUUAAUCAACAAGGAAUCUAUACUUUCUUUUUAUACACAAGAAUGUAAACGGCUUGCUGUAACACUGUUGCUCAGUGAAUGAUGUGGUGUGACAUGAUGAAAUGACAGACCUGCAUGUAUAUAUUGUCUUUAGAAAUAAAAAAAUAUAACUCUUAUAUGAAAUAA
Cottoperca gobio is the source of this 1690-nucleotide messenger RNA. Its product is annotated as interferon-induced 35 kDa protein homolog. NCBI's taxonomy places the organism in Eukaryota, Metazoa, Chordata, Actinopteri, Perciformes, Bovichtidae. Gene Ontology annotation, cellular component: nucleus. The record is from RefSeq and is a predicted model, not a curated record. The transcript is spliced from 10 exons. The coding region runs from base 144 to 1277 and encodes 377 amino acids.